AUGGAUAUUAUAUACAAGAAUAAAGCCAUCAAUUCUCAUGUUAAAUCAUCAAGUAACUCAAACAUGAUGGCAAGUCCUUUUUCAACUAAUACGCCAUUAACUUGUAGGUCAAUUAUUUAAUUGGUUCCUUUAAUCAAAUCAUCUGUUAAGAAAUAAGAAAUGAAUAAAUUUAUUUUAAAGGAAAGAAGAGAAUAUGAAAAGAGAAAGCAAAUAGUAGAAUCAGGAUAGUUAACUUAGAGAGGCAUGACCAAGUAUCUCAAACCGAAUAGGUUGAAAUGGUAAAAAAAUGAACUUAAACUUUGUGAUACAAUAAUUGAAACAAAAUUGAAAAUUGCUGAUUUGAUAUUAAAUAGUAAAGGAGGACAAUCUCGGAAGGAUAUCUUAAUCGAAAAAAUCUAGACUCAGAUCGAAAGCCCUAGACAAAUCAUUAGCACAAGAACUAUUAAGAGUGAACAUAAUGUUCAACAGUUCAUGGAUAGAAUAAAGUUUUAGACUAUCCCCUUUAAAUUAAGAUCAGAUCACAAAUCUCCCUCGAAAAUUAAUCAAUCUCAAAAAAUCAUCUAGAAUUUCACCACUACAUAUUAAACAGAAUGA
Molecule: messenger RNA, 594 nt
Organism: Paramecium tetraurelia
Lineage: Eukaryota; Ciliophora; Oligohymenophorea; Peniculida; Parameciidae
Exons: 2
Source: RefSeq, a predicted model, not a curated record